This is a messenger RNA of Beta vulgaris subsp. vulgaris (sugar beet), 966 nucleotides long. RefSeq lists its product as uncharacterized. The record is from RefSeq and is a predicted model, not a curated record. The coding region runs from base 129 to 605 and encodes 158 amino acids. The transcript is spliced from 4 exons. NCBI's taxonomy places the organism in Eukaryota, Viridiplantae, Streptophyta, Magnoliopsida, Caryophyllales, Amaranthaceae. Gene Ontology annotation, molecular function: oxidoreductase activity. Gene Ontology annotation, cellular component: endoplasmic reticulum lumen.
GUCGCGUCAUGGAUGUGGAAUUGUGGAUGAUCUUAGACCCGUGGACUGACCCAAAUAAGAUCAUAUUCACUUCCUCAUCGAUCACAUUUCACAAAUAACCCCCCGAAUUGAAGCUGAAAAAGAGAGAGAUGAAGAAGAUGAGUAUGCUGCUCUUCUAUGUAACCUUGAUCCUAUCAAUGGCGGCAGUUUAUGAGGGAGAAGAACUGAGCUCAAAUGAUUGCGAGAAUCUGGGUUUCACGGGUCUAGCUCUUUGCUCCGAUUGCAAAACUUUGUCAGAGUAUGUCAAAGACCAAGAACUGGUAUCUGACUGCUUGAAGUGCUGCGUGGAGGAUUCUGAUGAUUCGAUGAGCAAGAUUACCUAUGCUGGUGCACUGCUGGAAGUCUGCAUGAGAAAGCUGGUCUUUUAUCCUGAGAUUGUUGGUUUUAUAGAAGAAGAGAAGGAGAAGUUCCCUUCUGUCAAAGUUCAAUAUUCUUUCAACUCGCCACCAAAGAUGAUUAUGCUGGAUGACAAUGGUGAACAUGCUGAAACAAUUAGAAUUGACAACUGGAAACGUGAGCACAUCCUACAAUUUCUACGGGGCAAACUCAAAUCUGCUGCUAGCUAAUAUGCAUUGACAGGAUGGUAACUAGAAGUUGCCUCAUAUAGAUCAGCAGUGAUAUAUUUGUGCCAUUGUUACUAAAUUAGCCACACAACAUCAUGAUUUUGAACAUAUAAUGAUCUCCGAUGUUCCUAGUCUGAUCCAAGUUUCUUUCUUUGAUAAAAUCGAUGUAAUAUCUAAUUUGAUCAAACGGAGACCCUUUGCGUAGUUGGUACCACUGCUAUGUCCCGGGCUAGACCAGAGAUCAGAUCCAUUCCUCUUAAAUUUUGUAUGUCAUGCCAUUUGUGGCUGGUGGUAUACUGAUGUAAAAUUAACCAUUGAGAUGAUACCACAUCUGCUCGCUUCAAUCGAUCAGAUUAUUUGUCAA